Molecule: messenger RNA, 250 nt
Organism: Drosophila bipectinata
Lineage: Eukaryota; Metazoa; Arthropoda; Insecta; Diptera; Drosophilidae
Product: metallothionein-3
Molecular function (GO): metal ion binding
Source: RefSeq, a predicted model, not a curated record
CCAACAAAAAUCUCUAUAAACAAGUUUCAAGCUUUCGAAGAGUAUCAACCGAAUACAUUAAAGGAAGUACUUUUACAAUGGUUUGCAAAGGUUGUGGUUCUAACUGUAAGUGCACGGACACCAAGUGCGGAGACAACUGCGCCUGCAGUCAGGACUGCAAGUGCGUCUGCAAGAAUGGCCCCAAGGAUCAGUGCUGCAAGACAAAGUAGAAUAAACUGAACCAACCUCAAUAAAUUAUUCUACGACCUUA